CUCCUCUGGGAAUAAAGCGCCUCCCCUUUAAUCGCUUGGUUGAGUUGUGCCUCUCUCUCGGAGCUGUCCUCGCUCUCUUCAUUCGCACAUUUUUCAGGAGGAACUCCUGAUGGAUAUCGGUGCGCUCGAGUUCCUAGAAGAAAGGAUUCUGAAUUUCACUGUAUUCCCGUCCUUCUGAGGUUUAACAGGCUUUACGACAAGGAUUACAGUCUUCCCCGUGUUGUUAUAUCGUCAGUGACAUGAAGAAGCGCGGAUUUUUGCGUCCAAAGUGGCCGAGGGACUGAAUUGGCGUGGGGUGUGAGAUGCAAUUGAAGCCUUUGGGCAAAGUCCAGUUGCCAGACGUUCUGCUUCCUUGGCUGAAACAAAAGGAACCCAUGAAGCCCAGCUGUCUCCUUGUCUUACCAGUUUGGAUGCUGAACUGCCAUGGCCAAGUGGCUGAAAGACUACCUAAGCUUUGGCAGGAAAGUGCCCCCACAACCACCCACACCGGACUACACAGAGAGCGAAAUCCUCAAAGCAUAUCGCCUCCAGAGAGACCUCGACUUUGAAGAUCCGUAUGAGGAUGCAGAGAGCAGGUCUAGAGAGGAAUCUGGGACUUUUGACCCCUCCACACCAGUGUACGGGUCUCCUAUAAAGGCUUCCAAUGUGGACAUGAAGUCUCCUAAACACAGGCUGAUCAAAGUGGAUUCCCAGGAGCUGGGACGCACCAAGAUUCUCCUCAGCUCCAUCUCUUUGGAAGACCAACAAGAGCCUGUGGUGCCGUCAGCCCCGAUGGCAGGGGAGACUGAUUAUUCAGAUCCAUUUGAUGCUCGAUUGGAACACCGGCCGGAUCCAGAUCUCGGUCCUCUCCCCUGUGAGAAUAACAGCUACAUGGAACCAUAUGAAGCUCAAAGGGUGAUAACAGAACUGCAGCGAACCCCUGGAGGAGGACGAAUGCGGGGAGGGAUGCAGCUCUAUGACACUCCAUACGAAGACGAGCGAGGACAGCGCUUGGGUUACGUGCACGGAGAACUUUAUGAAGAGUGCAAGGAGACAAGCAGGCUGCCGCAAGAUGAUGAGAGACCAGCUGACGAGUACGACCAACCCUGGGAAUGGAAAAAAGAUCACAUCUCCAAAGCAUUCGCAGAAAUUAGGGAGUUGACGGAGUUGCCCUGGCCUGCCCCAGUGGGUCAGUUGGAGGAGGAGCCCCCCAUCAGAGAGCAAGCACAGUUUGAUGCCGCUGAGUGGGAUCGCUCAUCAUCGCCCACAGAGCGGUUGCGUCCUGCAGGUCCCAGGUCGAGCCCACUAGCAGCAGCAGGAGGAGGAAUGAAGUUCCGAACGCCUCAUGAAAGCCCCACCAUGAUGGGGGAGAGAGUAGACUCUACCCUCCCUCUGGAAAAACAGGUAUGGUACCAUGGCUCACUGUCGCGCUCAGAGGCAGAGUCCCUGCUAACACUGUGUAAAGAGUGCAGCUACCUGGUCAGGAACAGUCAGAACAACCGCUCCAACUUCUCUCUGUCCCUAAGGAGCUGCCAGGGUUUUAUGCACAUGAAGUUCACCCAGUGCAAAGAUGGGAAAUAUGUGCUGGGACAGAACAGCCCACUCUUUGAUACCAUUCCAGAGGCCGUCCACUUUUACACCACGCACAAACUCCCGAUCCGAGGCGCUGAGCAUCUGUCCCUGCUCUUCCCAGUGCAGGUGCAGACCCUCUGACUGACUCAGACUGCUGACAUUAUGAUCAGAAACCGAAUACAUGAAUGUUAUGCUGGAAAAUCUCAGCGGAGUGAAACGGCUUCAUCUUUUUUUUUUUUUUUGACUGGAUUACUUUUACUGUUUCAGCACACAAGGGGCUUAUGCUCUCAGCUGUUGCAUCGGUGCCAAGUGUAUAACAUCUUGGGUAACAAUUCCCAUGAAAUGCAGUACCUGAGCUAUCAGCGCGUUUGCUGCAACUCCUCUCAUCUAUGUGCUUAACCAAGCAGGCUACCUUCAGAACAUCUGCUGCACUUCAUUGCAUUUCUUUCUGAGUCGAUGGAAAUGCGAUGAGUUUUAGAAGCGCAGUCGCUGCAAGAAAACCUGAACGUUAAUCUACCAAUUCUCCAGUUCACUGAAGAGAAUGAACAAAAGGUGUGUUUUAAAUUAUUACUAUAUAUCAAUAAACAACCUUACAUCCAGAAAACAGCUGAUGUGCGAACUCUUUAAACUGAUAACUGUGCUCAUUUUCAUCCCCAAUAAUGAUAGCAAUAAAUCGGGCUAAAUUAGACAAGAAACUAUUGUUUGAAGGAAAGUCUUUAUUGGAAAGAAAGCUAUUUUUAAAGACAACCUACACCAGUAAUGGUUAAGAUUUUUUUUUUUUUCUUCAGAAAAUCACACCUGAUGAAUUCAACCCAGUCUACUUUGUUUGGUUUAAGGUUUGCCUGGAACAUUUCAGUGUUAUUUGUUGAUUGUUCAUUGUAUUAAACACUGUGUUGUACUGGUACUUGAUAAAAGUUUUAACUCUUGUUGCCUGCA
Molecule: messenger RNA, 2487 nt
Organism: Girardinichthys multiradiatus
Lineage: Eukaryota; Metazoa; Chordata; Actinopteri; Cyprinodontiformes; Goodeidae
Gene: shdb
Product: Src homology 2 domain containing transforming protein D, b
Exons: 9
Coding region: 424-1692 (422 amino acids)
Molecular function (GO): phosphotyrosine residue binding
Source: RefSeq, a predicted model, not a curated record